GUUAUUUUCGGAUGUUUUUAAAUGUAUCACCUGUGAUACACUGUGCAGUAAUGACAUACUUGGACUUACAUAUUUACCUAUAUUUUUAUAAUUGUAUUAUUUAUAUUUUACAAUAUUAUUUUAUUUAGAAAUGAGAGUAUUAAAAAAAGGCUUAACUGAUGAGGAAUUAGUUGAACUGUUAGAUUGGAAUAUUAGUGAUGAUGACCAAGAUGGGUCUGAUAUAGAAGAUUUAGAUGACUUAAAUGAUAUUGUUGAAUUGUUUGAUAAUGAUGAAAUUCCUUUAAUAAUAAAUAAUGACAAUGAAGUUACAAAUGACUUAGAUAUUCUCAAUUUACCAGUAGAUUUUGGUGAAACCCAGCUAGAUUUUACUGAAAGGUCAGAAAGUACUUAUAACUUACCUACUGAAAAUCAACCAAAUAAUGUAACCAUACAAAGUAGAUCUAAAGAUGAACAGAAACUUUUAAAAAAUAAAUUAUCAAAAUUAAAUUGGAAAGAAGCAAAUUUCUGUCCUGAACCAUUUAAUUAUGUUACUUAUAUGAUAAGUAUAUUGUUUUUUUUAAGGAUGUUAUUUAUAUAAAAAGUUUAUUGUUUUAUUUUAAUUUGUAUUUGAUUGAAUAAAUUUCAUUUUUUUCAUUUAA
Rhopalosiphum padi (bird cherry-oat aphid) is the source of this 638-nucleotide messenger RNA. RefSeq lists its product as uncharacterized. The record is from RefSeq and is a predicted model, not a curated record. NCBI's taxonomy places the organism in Eukaryota, Metazoa, Arthropoda, Insecta, Hemiptera, Aphididae. The coding region runs from base 131 to 577 and encodes 148 amino acids. The transcript has 2 exons.